Molecule: messenger RNA, 1392 nt
Organism: Fimicolochytrium jonesii
Lineage: Eukaryota; Fungi; Chytridiomycota; Chytridiomycetes; Spizellomycetales; Powellomycetaceae
Exons: 1
Coding region: 166-1218 (350 amino acids)
Source: RefSeq, a predicted model, not a curated record
GCCUUCCCGAUCCAGGGUCCAACGCUGCACUCUUUCACAAGGACAGCACUCCUUGCUGGAUGAGACCGUAGUUGCGUCUGCCCCUCCCACAGGUGGUUCGUUGGUUGUCCCGAUCGAGUCGCACGCCCUUCGUCAACCCGUAAGGUGAAGACCAGACUCCAACCAAUGCUCCGACCUUCACCGUCACCGUCAACAACACCGACAACCAUAGUCCGUCGGUAUCUCCCUCAACUCGCACGGAGAGUACAUCCAGACCUGUUCGCCCACUCCGCCGACCCGAAUAUACAACAAACGAAUGUCGCCAGUUUACAAAGCCUCAAUGCGCUGGUUUCGCAGGUGUUCCCUGCUGGCACCAAGUCGAGUAAAUGCCGGGGGGAUCCGCCGUUGGAUGGGAGAGUUAUGAUAAGCGGGUUCAGAGGAGGGGAUGUGAAGCUCCAAUUCUACUGCAAACGCACCCACGGAACCCCCGAACUAGUCCAUCACACCCUCUGCUCCCAACCGACAACACCCGGCCCGAGCACCGCCCCCACCCGCCCCCUCAUCCCACCCCUCCUCCUCAAACGCCUCACACCCCUCUCCCGCGCCCGCCUCGAAACCCCCCUCCUCGCCGCCUCCUUUCUCUCCCUCUGCGAAAAAGCCGGCGUGAAAGUGGCAGAAGCUGAUAUGGCCGCCGUCAAGUCGUGCGUGGAGAAGGAGCUGAAGAUGAUGGGUGGCGCGGACGUGUUGCGACGGGCUUCGGUGAGACGGGGCGGGGAGGGGGUUGGGACGGCGGCGUCGUAUUUGAGGAAGGAGUUUGAGGAGGCGAUUGGGAGGGAUAUGAGACGGACCAUGGCGGGGGCGGUUGAAGGGGGUGAGAGGGGUUUGCAGAGACGGAAGUAUGCGGAGGGGGAUGCCCCGGCGGCUGCAUCACCACCAUCAGCAAGUCACCCGCCAGCUGCAAACUCGAUGGAGAACACCCACAUCCCACCCAACACGUUCUUCCACCGCGCCCUGGACGCUUCCCAAGUCGCCACCGCAACAGCUACCUUCCGAACCCUACCCCCUGCGAUCUUCAAGGGCUUUCCGGUGCUGGUAGCGAAGCGGUAUCAUCUCAGUGAGAAAGGCGUUAUGGUUAUUCCCUGGGACUUUACUGAGGAGGGCGUGAGGGCGUUUUUGGAGCCGGUGGAUGAUCGGGAUGGGAUGAGGAGGGAGGGCGGAGGGCGGAAGGAGGCUGGAUAGGGCGACUUGGCGCAGGUACUGCUCGUCUACGCAUCCAAGGAAGACCAGGCACGGCGUACAGUUUUGCAACGUAGAGCAGACGCCCGCGUCGGCUUUGGACGGUCGUUCCUUAACCGAUGGAGUGCGGAACCGAGGGAAAGCCCCACAAGCGUCCGAGACUAUCCGGCUAGGAGG